Molecule: messenger RNA, 1525 nt
Organism: Mus caroli (Ryukyu mouse)
Lineage: Eukaryota; Metazoa; Chordata; Mammalia; Rodentia; Muridae
Source: RefSeq, a predicted model, not a curated record
CCUGCCCCAAUCACCUCUGUGUCAGUAAGAAGAAUCUCCAUGGAUCCAGUCCUGGUUCUGGUGUUUACUCUCUCAUGUCUGUUUCUCCUCUCACUCUGGAGACAGAGCUCUGAAAGAGGGAAGCUCCCUCCUGGCCCCACUCCUCUUCCAAUUAUUGGAAACAUCCUUCAGAUAGAUGUGAAGGACAUCUGCCAAUCCUUCACCAAUUUAUCAAGAGUUUAUGGCCCUGUGUAUACUCUAUAUUUGGGCAGGAAGCCCACUGUAGUGUUGCAUGGCUAUGAGGCAGUGAAGGAAGCUCUGGUUGACCAUGGGGAGGAGUUUUCUGGAAGGGGAAGGCUCCCAGUUUUUGAUAAAGCUACUAAUGGAAUGGGCAUUGGAUUUAGUAAUGGAAUUGUAUGGAAAAACACAAGGCGCUUCUCACUCGUGACUCUGCGGAAUUUAGGCAUGGGAAAAAGGAGCAUUGAGGACCGUGUUCAAGAGGAAGCACGUUGCCUUGUGGAAGAACUUAGGAAAACCAAUGGCUCACCCUGUGAUCCCACCUUCAUCCUGGGCUAUGCUCCCUGCAAUGUCAUCUGCUCAAUUAUUUUCCAGGAUCGUUUUGAUUAUAAAGAUCGGGAUUUUCUAAACUUGUUGGAAAAACUGGAUGAAAUAUCCAAGAUUCUGAGCAGCCCCUGGUUGCAGGUUUGCAAUACAUUUCCUGCUCUGCUUGAUUAUUGUCCAGGAAGUCAUAACCAAUUUUUUAGAAAUUAUGCUUGCAUUAAAAAUUUCCUUUUGAAGAAAAUAAAAGAACAUAAAGAAUCAUUGGAUGUUACAAUUCCUCGGGACUUUAUUGAUUAUUUCCUAAUUAAAGAAGCCCAGGGAACGACUGUAAUAACAUCACUGUCAUCAGUGCUGCAUGAUAGCAAGGAGUUCCCUAACCCAGAGAAGUUUGACCCUGGGCACUUUCUAGAUGAGAAUGGGAAGUUUAAAAAAAGUGACUACUUCAUGCCAUUCUCAACAGGGAAACGGAUAUGUGCAGGAGAAGGCCUGGCACGCAUGGAGCUGUUCCUGUUCCUAACCAGCAUUUUACAGAACUUCAACCUGAAACCUCUGGUUCACCCAAAGGACAUAGAUAUAACCCCAAUGCUCAUUGGUUUGGCCUCAGUGCCUCCUGCUUUCCAGCUCUGCUUCAUUCCUUCCUGAAAAUCAAAUGCUUGAGUCCACUGCUUUCCACACUGGACACACUGCCUUUUAUCCAGUUCUUUUUCUUCUCAUAAUUUCCUAAGCUUCUAAUGAACAUACACUUACCAAUUUGCAGAUCUUGCACAAGUAUUUUUGACAGUUCCUAUUUUCUAAAACACUGUUACCAUAUGCUGUGAUGAUAUGGACCUGAUUCCAAGUUAAAUAUACUCUCAUAAAAUUGAAAUUACUAUUGUAGGUUAAUUCACUGUCACUUCUCUUCUGCAUUUUCUUAAUAAUAAAUUCUUUUGGUAUACCUAUUCUCAGACUUUUCUUUCAGUUCAAGUAAUAAAUGAAAGAAAAUGGA